Messenger RNA from Quercus lobata, 1296 nucleotides. RefSeq lists its product as uncharacterized. The coding region runs from base 1 to 1296 and encodes 431 amino acids. The transcript has a single exon. Gene Ontology annotation, molecular function: zinc ion binding; nucleic acid binding. The record is from RefSeq and is a predicted model, not a curated record. NCBI's taxonomy places the organism in Eukaryota, Viridiplantae, Streptophyta, Magnoliopsida, Fagales, Fagaceae.
AUGUCCAUGAUAGCCAAUAACUACCUAAAUGAUGGACAUCAGCACACAGAGGUCAUAGAGCUCAUGAUUUUAGAAUUCAUAGGAAAACUGUUAGAUUGGUGGAAUAACUGUCUAACAGAAGAGUCUAAAAAAGACAUUAAGCAUGUUGUCCAAAAAGAUGAGGAAGAGAACCCCAUCUUUGACGAACGCAUAGGAAGAGGUGUUCCCGAUGGAGUCAAUAUCCUGAUCUAUACAAUCAUGAAACACUUCGUAGGUAAACCUAGCAACAUCACAUCUAGGAUUUACAACCAGUUGAGUAACCUUAGAUGUAAAAACCUUGGUGAAUACAGGUGGUAUGAAGAUGUGUUUAUCACCAGAGUCAUGCAUAGAAGCGAUUGUAACUCUCCAUUUUGGAAGGAGAAGUUCAUCAAUGGCUUACCCACAUUAUUUGGUGAAAAGGUCAAAGAAACCCUUGCUAGCCCUUUAGGUGUCAUAGAUUAUGAUAACCUAACCUAUGGAGACAUCUCUAGCACAAUCCGAAGUGAAGGAAUGAAGAUGUGUAGAGAUUUGAAAAUCCAAAGCCAAGCCAGCAAGAGCAAAGCCAAGUACGAUGUAGGAAACUUUUGUACACAGUAUGGCUUACCUUCAAUCAUCCCAAAGAGAAAAUCCAAGCAAAGAGGAAAAGAACCCUCUGAGAAAUCCCAUAAGAAGAGAACAGCAUCCAAGUAUUAUAGAAAACAGAAGUUCAAAACAGAUGAUUUCUAUAAGAAAGGAAAAUCCAAGUCCACAGGAAAGUACAUACCUAAAACAUUAGGAAAAUGUUUUAAGUGUGGGAAAAGAGGUCAUUUCCAGAAAGAGUGUAAAGCUAAGGCCAAAUCCUUUAUCAACACCUUUGUUAGUGACCAGGCCAGUAAAGAAGAAAUCUUCAAACUCUUAGAACUUGACCGCUCAGAUAGUGAGUCUCCUAAUAGUUCUAGUGAAGAAGAAAAACAUCAGUUAUAUAGGUCGUCCUCAGAAUCCUCUAGAGUCUCCUCUAGCUCCUCUAGUGGCCCGGAUGAAACCCUAGCUUGCAAAGAUAGUUGUUGUAGGAACAAGACUAUCAAUGUUCUUUCUAAGCAAGAAGAGCUCCUCUUAGAUCUCAUAGAACAGUUUGAAGACCCAAUCAUCAAAGCUCAAUGGCUUAGUGAGUUCCAUAAAACCCUAGUUAAGGAAGCCAGCGCAUCCAGACCUAGGAUUCAGGAACCCAAAGUUUAUUUGGAAAAAAUCUAUAAUAGGUUUACCAAAUCCAAGAAGGAAGUUACCGUCCAAGAUCUCUAG